AUGGCGUUACGUCUUGAUGAUAUUGCCAGGUUGGCUGCCGAAGAAGUGCGAGCACAGAAAGUGAGCGGUGGCGGAGUCGGUGGAUUUAACACCAGUCCACGGCGCAACUUCGCCGCCACUGGAGCACUGACGACGCCGGUGAAGGCCAAGGAACCGACUUCGUUGUUCAUCUUCUCGGCGGACAAUUUUAUCCGACGAUACGCGAAGAUGAUCAUCGAGUGGGGAUAUCCUUUUCAAUCAUUUUUAGCGCUGUUUGUUUACGAACCUAACGCUGCUCUCCUGAUCACAUACGCGCAGUUAUCUCGUCGCGAAUGUUCUUAUUCGGCUGAAUCGGCUUACUUCGGCGAAAAAUUCGAUUUUCCUCCAACGCGCGUUCUGCGUCUUUGUACGACGCGGGGUCGGUGGCGACGUCAGUCAACACUUGACGCUUUUGCCGCACAAGCGAGGAUCAGAAAGUUGUAUCGCUUUCUUUCCUCUUCGUCCGUCUGCACAAAUCACUCGCCUUUCAUACGACGACGUGUUUACAACGAAUGCCUUGCCGUGACUCUACUCAGCAAGACGAUAAUCACGCCUAUCAAUAAAUCGACAGUGCCCCGCUCUAGUCAGGUCCCUUUUACGCCGUUCGAAUACUUCAUCCUAAUGACCAUCAUUGCAAACUGCAUCGUUUUGGCAUUGGAUCAGCAUUUACCGAACAAUGACAAGACACCGCUGGCACUCAAACUGGUAAGUGUUUUAAUGUUUAUUUUUGAUCAUUCAUUGCCAUAACU
Molecule: messenger RNA, 767 nt
Organism: Soboliphyme baturini
Lineage: Eukaryota; Metazoa; Nematoda; Enoplea; Dioctophymatida; Soboliphymatidae
Source: the annotation of a GenBank genome assembly